CCCUUGAAGUAAAAGAGGACCUGGCGCACGCCUUACCGGAUUGACCGGAUCAUGCCGAUGAGCAGGCCACGAUCUCACAAGCCUGGCCCGAGCUGCAAAAGACAAACAUACUUCAUGCCAUCUUGCAGCCAUUUACGAAGCAGACGAGACUCGCCAUCAAGGUCGCACCAGGAGUAUGCAAGAGAAUCAACGCGCGAUACGUCGCGCCUACACUGAAAGUUUAAUGCUUAGAGGUAGGCCUAUCGAGAGAGGGAUCUUACUCUGACGUUGUUUGUGCCCG
Molecule: messenger RNA, 280 nt
Organism: Protomyces lactucae-debilis
Lineage: Eukaryota; Fungi; Ascomycota; Taphrinomycetes; Taphrinales; Protomycetaceae
Exons: 1
Coding region: 52-216 (54 amino acids)
Source: RefSeq, a predicted model, not a curated record